AUGUCAACAACAACAGGCGCAUUCAUUGCCGGCGGCAUUGCUGCUUGCGGAGCCGUCACCGCAACACAUCCUUUCGAAACCGUGAAGAUCAGGUUACAGCUCCAGGGAGAGCUACAGGCCAAGGAUGUUGCAGUGAGGAAAUACAGGGGUGUUUUCCACGGGGUUGGGGUCAUUUUAAAAAACGAAGGGCUGAAAGGGAUAUACCGAGGACUCGGAACUGCAUACAUCUACCAGAUCCUGCUGAAUGGCUGUCGAUUGGGAUUUUACGAGCCACUACGAGCGGCAUGCACCAAGCUCAUCUACAAGGACACCACUGUCCAGUCUCUGGGCAUCAACAUUUUCUCCGGCGCGGCUUCUGGUAUCUUAGGGGCCAUGGCAGGCUCACCUUUCUUCCUGGUCAAGACCCGACUGCAAUCAUACUCUCCCUCUUUGCCUGUAGGCACGCAGCAUAAAUACCGCAAUGCUUUCGACGGCCUCUCACAGAUAUACAAAGCAGAGGGCAUCAGAGGUCUAUACCGAGGCAUGGGCGCGUCGAUGGUCAGAACCGGAGCUGGAAGUUCAGUUCAGCUGCCGACAUAUUUUUUUGCGAAGAGACGCUUAAUACGCCAUUUUGGAAUGGAAGAUGGCCCAGCACUACAUUUGCUGAGCUCAACUGCCAGUGGCUUUGUUGUCUGUGUCUUUAUGCAUCCACCGGAUACCGUCAUGGCUCGAUUGUACAACCAACAUGGCAAUCUCUACAAUGGCAUAUUCGACUGCCUCUGGAAGACCAUCUCAACGGAAGGUAUUCUCAGUGUCUACAAGGGAUUCACUGCGCAUCUUGCUCGAAUAUUGCCGCACACGAUUCUCACGUUGUCGCUGGCAGAGCAGACCAACAAGCUCCUCUGA
Messenger RNA from Fonsecaea erecta, 885 nucleotides. RefSeq lists its product as hypothetical. Gene Ontology annotation, biological process: transmembrane transport. The coding region runs from base 1 to 885 and encodes 294 amino acids. The transcript has 3 exons. Lineage: Eukaryota; Fungi; Ascomycota; Eurotiomycetes; Chaetothyriales; Herpotrichiellaceae. The record is from RefSeq and is a predicted model, not a curated record.